GACAUUUCACUGCUGGUUAUAUAUGCUCCAUAUAAUCGUGUAUGUGAAUAAUAAAAAUCUUGAAUCUUGAAUUAUAGGGACAGAUAGUAAUGCUGUGUUAACUGAUCAAGUUGAAGAUCGCAUUGGGGAAAACUAUUUUUAUGCCUAGACGGUCUCGUGCACAGAGAUCUGCAACAAAUGCCUGAGGAGAGAAGUGUGAACAGGUUGUGGUCGGGGUGAGAGGGGUCUGUGAUGAUGAUACCAGGCUGUCUCUCUGUAUACGGAAAGUUGGGCAGGUGCACACCAAUGAUCCUUCCAGCUGUCCUAAUAUUUUCUGACUGUUAUAGAAGUCACAGAACCGUAUCAAUAACAGCUGAGUAAAACUGUAUCACUGUACCUGUGGCAUUGAACUUAUUCAGUUGGUAAAAAACACUGAUCAGAAUUACAGGAAGUAAAAAGGAAAAGCUAAAAAAAAGUCUUUCCUGUCCGGUAAUAUAAGAAGAUGCUCAGAUGAUAUUCCGCACACGUCAGUUUCUUGAAACUCAACACAACCUUUGGAUUCAUUUCUUCACUGUGAACACAUCAUCUAAAACAAUGAGACAUCUGAUGGUUUUGCUGUUUCUGGUGAUCUUCUGCUCUCUGCCGCUGCAUGCAAGUUUUUCCCAUAUUUUGUCUAAAUCAACAUGCUGUUCUGAUUUCUUCAAUGAUCCGAUUCCUCUAAAACGGGUAAAGUUGUACUAUAGGACUGGCAGCAGCUGCUCCAAACCAGCCAUUGUGUUUGAGACUGACCAAAAGAAGAUUUGUGUAGAUCCACAAGCCAACUGGGUGAAACACCAUAUCUCUGAAAUUGACAAAAGGACAACUACUACUAGAUUAAAAACUCAAAAAACUUUGGUUCGAAAACCAAAUUUUAAAACAAAAAACACUGAAACCAGCAAGGAUAGCCAUGAUAUUGCUAAAAAAAACAACAUGAGAACUAUAACAACACCAACAACCCAAACCAUCACCAGGUUGUUUCAAGAGCCAGAUUUCACAACAGUAAACAUUAAAGGAGACAAAUUCAAGAUGUGUUUAGCUUCUAAAAUAUAAUGUUGCAAAGUUAGAAGGAUGUGAAUGACUGUUUAUAUAAUGUAUUAGCAAAUCAAGUUGUAAAAAUACCCCUCUCGGACAUCAUCACUGAAAUUGACCACAUAGUUUCCAUCUCUCUUCACCGUGGUUGUAUCUUCCUGCUAUCAGAAAUAUCAAACAUAUCAAAUUGUGUCUACAUUCUCUGCUAUACUGUCUCUUCUUUGCUACUAGUUUGACUGAAAUAAUAUAUUAAAAGAGUUUAAUUAUUGUUUCCAGAACAACGCACUGGUUAAAUCUACACAAUAUUGUACUGGAUUCAUUAUUGUAUGCCUCUAUAUGUGCACAAUGGGUUAAUCUUAGAGGGAGGGCUUUAUGGUCAUUUCAACUAUAUUUGUCAGUGCAGUACAUAGUGAAAUGAGUCAAUGUUUUCCAGGACCAUGGUGUUGCAUACAAACACUGAACUAACCACAUAAUUUGCAUGUGAGCAACCUAUAGUGCCAACUGAGUAAGAGAAGAAAGACAGCGUAACAACAAUACAAUACAACACGCAAGGAAUAA
This is a messenger RNA of Misgurnus anguillicaudatus (oriental weatherfish), 1605 nucleotides long. The record is from RefSeq and is a predicted model, not a curated record. NCBI's taxonomy places the organism in Eukaryota, Metazoa, Chordata, Actinopteri, Cypriniformes, Cobitidae.